UUAUGAGUAUUGAUCAAAAUUAAUCCAUGGCCGAUAUCGACGAGAUCCCCAGCAAAAUACGUUCUUCAUCUACAUCUUCAAUACGUUACAAUAUUGCCAAACAAAUAUAUCCGAAGCAAUUGUUAACAAUAAAGGCGGGGCCUAUUAAGGAUGAGCUCGGAUUUACCCUCUGCGAAAAGGUGGCUCUGAGGCAGGCGUGGAACUUAAUCAGACCUCGAGAGCGACGAUUUGGCCAGGAUGUAUUCUAUACCUUUCUGAACGAGUGGUAUUGGUCCAUCUCUAAAUUCAAACAGGGUGAAGAUAUCAACAUUGCCCUCUUGCACGGUCAUGCUCUGACAUUUAUCCGCUUUGUGGGCGCUCUAAUCAAUGAGUCGGAUCCGAUCAUGUUCCAGGUGAUGUUAAAUGACAAUAACCAAACGCACAGCCGCUGCAGAGUGGGUGGGGAUUACAUUGCGAUGCUGGGCCAAGCCCUAACGGACUACAUUCUCAAGGUACUCGACAAGGUCAGAUCACCAUCGUUGGAGCAAGGGUUGCAGCGAAUAGUUGAGAAAUUCAAGUCCUAUCAGGAUAUCCAAACGGACAGAUCCAGAACGAGCUACAGACGUGGUUUAAGCAAGAGUAAUUUUAGCUUGCACCAGAUCACAACCAAAAAAUGAGCAGUCUGACCCUUAUUGAUUUCCAUUUGGCACCAUUCCCUCAUCCAAAAUUGAAUGCGAGUGGUUCUCCAAUCAGCAGGGACGUCAUAGAUUCGCCCGCUCGAAUCCAUUCCAACACCAACAAGGCAAAUUCGAAAUUAUAUCGUAUACCGUAUACGGCUGCGCUGCUGCCACUGUCACUGCUGCCGUCACAGUCGCCGUUGCUGCUGGCGUCGCUGUGGCCAUCGAUUUCGUUUCGAUGUUAAGCGCGUUUCCUUUGAGAAAUUCAGUUUUGCUCGGACGCUCAACGCGCAUUCGCACGUUCCAGUAGUAAAAGCGCUUCUACAGAACUGGAGCCGAUCACAAUAGUUGUAAGAGCACUACCGAGUUAUAUACAAAUCCCGAAAUAAUAUAGCCGUAAAUACGGCCUAAGAAUUUGA
Molecule: messenger RNA, 1075 nt
Organism: Drosophila persimilis
Lineage: Eukaryota; Metazoa; Arthropoda; Insecta; Diptera; Drosophilidae
Exons: 3
Coding region: 27-656 (209 amino acids)
Molecular function (GO): heme binding; oxygen binding
Source: RefSeq, a predicted model, not a curated record